This is a messenger RNA of Betta splendens (Siamese fighting fish), 3232 nucleotides long. It is a transcript of the gene map6b, whose product is annotated as microtubule-associated protein 6b. Bases 524 to 1651 code for a protein of 375 amino acids. The transcript has 3 exons. Gene Ontology annotation, molecular function: microtubule binding; calmodulin binding. Gene Ontology annotation, cellular component: Golgi-associated vesicle; microtubule; cis-Golgi network. The record is from RefSeq and is a predicted model, not a curated record. Gene Ontology annotation, biological process: cytoskeleton-dependent intracellular transport; microtubule cytoskeleton organization; regulation of microtubule cytoskeleton organization. Lineage: Eukaryota; Metazoa; Chordata; Actinopteri; Anabantiformes; Osphronemidae.
CCACACAAUCGAUCAUCGCUACACGGCAGCGAGCCUGUGUUCCAUCCUUUGUGCCUUCGCUGCGCGUUCUGCACCGCGGCAGCACAGGGGUUAAGGCCCCGUCCCCUCCCCGCUCCGCUGGCCAGACGGUGACGAGCUCAGGUGAAAGUUCAGCGUGCAAACUCGCAGACCCCGGGCAUCGCGAAGCAUCCCACAAAUGUGGGUGGGGUCGCUUUUGAUGCGCAACCAGCAACGUGCGCUCCACGCCAGAGCCUAAAGUCAGUUGAAACUUCCAGCGAGAACGAACAGCCUGCGGGCGCAGAGAGAGGGAGGCGAGUGGGCGCUGAGCCGUCGGUCGCGAGCAAAGAUCGGUGACAUUUGCCAAAAAAAACACAGUUGCACAAGAGGGAAUCGCUCGGGCUGGACAAAACUGAAAGCGGUGAAGGAGCGAGUACCCGCACGCCUGCAAAUCGUGAGUAGAGCGCGUGUUUGUACGUUAAUCCCCGAUUUCGAGGUUUCUGGUGCGUCUCGGCCGUCUCUCACCAUGGCGUGGCCGUGCAUCACGCGCGCGUGCUGCAUCAACCGCUUCUGGACCGAGCUGGACAAAGCGGACAUCGCGGUGCCUUUGGUUUUCACCAAAUACUCGGAUGUGGCGGACGCGAGGCACCUGGCCCAUCACCCGCAGCCGAAACAGAAGCGGUCCGCAGCCAUUGCCAUAGAAACGCAGCCCCAUCCCGGCGAUCCGGAGGCUGCGAAGGCACCGCCCGCGACGGGUGCCGCAGCGGGCAAAGAUGGCUCUACUGCGUCCGUCAUGCGCCAAGACUUCAAGGCGUGGAGAGUGCGCCCCGAGCCCAGCUGCAAGCCCCGGAACGAGUACCAGCCCUCAUCGGGCCCGUUCAACAACGAAACGCAGUAUCAGAAGGAUUAUAAAGCCUGGCCUAUACCCAAGAAGCACGACCACCCGUGGAUCCCCAAACCCAGCCCCACCUCCGGCGCCAAGGCGGAGCACGCGGCCGCGGAGGCCGAGUGCGGCGCCGAGAAGAGCGAGAUCGAGGAGAAAAAGCAGGAGAAGGAGACCAAGGAGGCGGCGAAGGGCGGCGCGAGGAGGGACAAGUCAUCAGAGAGGAAGGCAGGUGAGAAGACGGAGGGAGAGACGCCCGCGGAGCUGAGCGCCGAGCAGAGGAAAGGCAGAGCAGCCGCGGACGCCGUCAACAGACAGAUCAAGGAGGUUAUGUCGACUUCCAGCAGCUACAAGACUGAGUUCAAGGCCUACAAGGACGUGAAGCCAGUGAAGCCCAUCAAAGCUCCGUCUCAGUACAAACCCCCCGUGGAGGAGACCAGCCUGGAGACCAGCUACAGCGCCACAUACAAGGGGGAGCAGGCGACGGCUCACCCCACUGACAACAAGCUGCUGGAGCGCCGGCGGAUACGCAGCCUGUACAGUGAACCCAGCAAGGAACCGGCCAAGGUGGAUAAACCAGUGUCUCGCACCAAACCAAAAAAGACGCAGACGACAACAGGAAAGUUGGUGAAAAAAGCUAAAGAGAAGCAGAUUGCCGGUUCCCAGUCCAAGAAGAAGCCUUCUCUGGCCUCCCAAGAAGCCAAACCAGACGGCGCCGUGACCAAGAAGAGCAAAGAGAUCAGCAAUAGACUGGCUGAGGCCAAGCAGUAGAAGUGAUGCGGCUCCGUUUAUGUGCGUGUGAUCAAAGGCUGCUUGAUGAAUUAGGCAAAUCUUCUUCCCUUUGGUUUACGGCCUUUCCUGUUGUCUGUUCUGUCCUCUCCUCAAUUGUUCACCUCUGACUAGGCACUGAUGUUGAACUACUAGGAUAAUGGAAAUAAUUUCACUGUAACCUCUGUGUGUGUGUGUGUGUGUGUGUGUGUGUGUGUGUGUGUGUGUGUGUGUGUGUGUGUGUGUGUGUGUGUGUGUGUGUGUGUGUGUGUGUGUGGUUUUUAGUGCACAGGGCUGCUUUAUAUUAUUGAGCACAUAAUUUGCACAUUACUUACAUGAGUUGCGUUUGGCGUCAAACUACAAAAAAGCCGUUUUGUGCACAAAAGCGGCAUUUUUACCUUUGCAGAUGAUUGUAGAAAAUGUCAAGGGGGAACUUUUUCCCUGAGAUGGCUUCAAGUGAGAGGUUUUGUUAGGACACAGACUGUGUUUUAUGGCUGCGUUUCCUAGCUACAGUGCCUCCGCUGUUUGGUGCUGGUCCUCAUUUCAUUGUUCUGGAUGAUAUCAGUUCGGUUGCUAAGGAACCAAACGAACUGUACGCACCAUUGCUAAAGCUCGCAUGCAGGACCCUGUUUUCGGUUGAGUAGCAACAUUUCUUUAGACCGUGCUGUGUCGCGCCUCAUGUUUUUUAAGCUUGUAAGGUAUAUUGAGCUGUUGCUGUCUUUUCCAAUAUAAUGCAUGUGUAGUAAUAGAUUCUGGUCACGCUAAAAGGUACAUAGAGUAAGUGAAAUCAUAGUGUAGAGGCUGUUCAACUAUACAGGAAACACACCAGCAGUAUGGUUUUACCCAUAGACGUAGUUCCUGCGAUCUAAAUGGAAAUCGCUCUUUUAAUUGAAGAGAAUCCGUGCAGUUUUCACAAAGACUUGACAUGUUGAGACAGUACGUUGCCGUCUAAAGUAAAUGAUAAACGUUGUGUGUGACCCCAAAAAGCGUAGUUUCCCAGAAUGAGGUGAAGAAACAAGCCAGUGCUGUAUUAGGUUCCAGUUCUAUAUGGAAUUACCCAGCUUGCAUCUGUUCACCACGGGGCCGACGUGGGCGUGGGUUGUUUUUACCGAACCGGCGCCGCAGUCUGUCCUCAGUGGGCGACGCGGCUGCAGCGCGAGGCCGCUGUUCAGCUCUCGUCACCGGGAGCCUGCUUCCAGUUUUAGCUUCCCUGUGUGUGUGUGUAUGUGUGUGUGUGUGUGUGUGUGUGUGUGUGUGUGUGUGUGUGUGUGUGUGUGUGUGUGUGUGUGUGUGUGUGUGUGUGUGUGAGCUGUCUGUGUUUGGCCUCUACAUCCCGCUGCCUGCUAAGCAUCCAGUCUGACCCAACCACUACAAGUGCUGCUACAGUAUACACUCCAACACCCUGGUGCUAUAUCCUCCGUCAUAUAUGCUGUGUUCUGGUUUGGACUGCGUGUGUGGUGUGAUGGUGUGACCCGGAGCGAGAAAAUGAUAUGACAGUGUCAUACUGUUGCACACAUAUUGUGAUAUUGUGCUUGUAUUCUCUGCUUGCUCUGAAUGAACUGAUUAAAAUGAUGAUACAGAAAA